Molecule: messenger RNA, 927 nt
Organism: Fusarium subglutinans
Lineage: Eukaryota; Fungi; Ascomycota; Sordariomycetes; Hypocreales; Nectriaceae
Product: ubiquitin-conjugating enzyme E2 J1
Exons: 3
Coding region: 1-927 (308 amino acids)
Source: RefSeq, a predicted model, not a curated record
AUGGCGACUCCAAAGUUCAGCUCGAAAUCGCCCACGAUUAGACGAAUACUUCGUGAAGCAGCCGAAAUCUCCAAUUCACCUUCUGCCGAUUACACAGCCGAGCCCCUCGAAUCCGACCUGUUCGAGUGGCACUUCACACUCAAGGGGCCACCCAACUCAGUCUACAGCAACGGCAUCUAUCAUGGUCGCAUAGUUCUUCCACCCACAUACCCACUUCGGCCGCCUUCUUUCCGCUUCAUGACACCAAGUGGUAGAUUCGAAGCCAAUCGUGAGAUCUGCUUGAGUAUCAGUGGCCAUCAUGAGGAGACGUGGCAACCUGCAUGGGGAGUACGGACAGCUCUUGUAGCGCUUCGAAGUUUUAUGGAGACGGAUGCUCGUGGCCAGCUCGGAGGUCUUGAAACCACCGACGCAGUGCGCCAACGUCUUGCCAACGAGUCACCAGCAUUCAAAUGCGCAACGUGCGGCAAGACAAACGACGAGAUCAUCAAGGAAUGCGAAGAGCGAGCAAAGGAAGCAUCAUCAAGUGCACAGGAAGUCGAGAUCCCCAAAGAGUUGAACAUGGGAUGGCGAGAUGAGAUGGGAGCCAAGAAGGAGGGCGAGAGCAAACCCGGACAGACAAACGACGACGCCGAGACCGCUCAGCUUGCAGAGGGAUUUGUUCAGACUGCACCAGAUGCUGUCACAGCUGCCAACGAUUCUUCGGCCCCUCAACCACCAGCAGAGAACCGAAACCCCACUCCGACCCGAACUACUCCCCUCCCCGUUCCGGCGGCUCAAGGACUUGUACCACAGGCUGCAGCACAGGCACAAGCGCAGCAAGCUCGAAGGGCAACAGACGACGGUGUUCCUUUGUGGCUUGAUCGAACUAUCGUUGUUUUGGUGGUGCUCUUGGUGGCUCUCGUUCUCAAGAUCAUCUUUGCUGUGUGA